UUUAAAUCAACCGAUUUUGAUAAUCGUGGAUAAAAAAGAUGUCGAAAAUUGUGGAAUAACAAAUCACGAAUCAAUUGUGCAAUCAGCAGGGAAUCAAUUCAUCACAAAACUAAAUUACAUGCGUAUUUCGUUCAAGUUCAUAGCUCUAGCAGAAUCUAUUUCAGAACUUUACAAAAAACUUAAACAGAAUGUGAAGUAUAAUGCAGAAUGGAGAAACUUGAAAAAAGUUAUCAAUUACACAAGCGAAAUACUGGAAAUAAAUAUCGAUCCUGCUGUAUAUGAAAACGAUUUCCCAGAUUAUGUGUCAAUCGAAAGUGACGAGUUGAAUAAAUUACUAGGAAUAGAAUCUCAUGGUGGAGAAAAAAAUCCAUCAACUGUUCUUAAUGAGACCAAAGACUCUGAUAAAAACCCAAGUGAAGGACGAAAUUGCCCUCGUGAAAAUGAAUUUCCUGACAAAACAAAGCGUGAAAAAGUUUCAACAACGAUUCAACAAGAAUUGACUAGUUCAUCAGAGGAAUCGCCAAACAAUAAGCAAGAAAGAAACACGAGCCCGAAAAGAAUCGUUUUGAACAACAUUCUCGAGAAAAUCAGAGAUUUGGAGAAAAGAAAAGAAAUUUUAUCCAACAUUGACAGUAGUGGAAUUAUAUUACGCUCGGUGAUUGAUUUACUUCAGGAUAUUGUUUUUUAUCUUAAUGAGAAAUAUCAAACGAUGAAUCAAAAUUUACAUCAUAUUCUGACGACAGAUUCAACGUAUAAGAAUACUAAAAAGGUGAGUUGACUAAAUUCAAUAAUUGUAUUCAAUGAAUUAAUUCUCAUUCUUUCUCAUUAGAAUUUUAUUUUCAUAGAGGGAAAAUUGCAACUCUCUCUUAAUCUGUACGAAACGGCAAUCAAACUUUCAAGAUCAGAUCCUUGUUGCCUUGCAUAUCAGUUGACGAGAUUGGCCUUUCCAAAAUCUUAUUAUGAAAACGCUACACUAGGCAAGAGGUUAUAUACUCAUGAAGAAUUGAAUGAGUUCAAGCAAGUCAUUGAAAAAGGUCUAAAGAGCAAUAAACUUCCUCUUUGCUUCGUUUUUGGAUUUUCUAAUCAGUUCGAAAAGCCUUUUGAAGGUGAUUUUGAUCCAGAAUUAGGACAGUCCAGACUGGA
Messenger RNA from Panonychus citri (citrus red mite), 1143 nucleotides. RefSeq lists its product as uncharacterized. The record is from RefSeq and is a predicted model, not a curated record. The transcript is spliced from 2 exons. Lineage: Eukaryota; Metazoa; Arthropoda; Arachnida; Trombidiformes; Tetranychidae. Bases 119 to 778 code for a protein of 219 amino acids.